AUGACAAGCGGUGAAGCAUGCUUGGUUUUGAUCCACCCUGCGGUGACGACGAGCCCAGAACUGCUUGAAGACGCCAAGCGUUCGCCAGCGCUGUCGAACGCUUCGACGCUGGAACAACAUCUAGUGAAUCGGGUGAAUGACGGGAACGUGAAACUUGCAGACGCGCAGUAUGAUGUGAUCUACUAUGUGACGCCGGAAAAACGCGACGAGAUCGUUUUCCCAGGGAAGCUGAUUGCGACGCUAGGUAGUGCGCUCAGAACGGGCGGGAAAUUGUACGGGCUGAGCAACGCAUACAAGGUGGACGCCCUUGUGAACGGAUUUUCGGUGAUGGAGAACAGUGGUAGCGAGUACUUCUGGGUGAGACAUGGGACCCAAGAGAGCGCGGCCGCGGUUGCGCUGCUGCCUAAGAAAAAGUCAGCGAACGCAGGAGCUGCAGCCGCUGCUCCUGCGGGCAAGAAACAGUUACCGACGUUCCGUCGGAAAGUCGCGCCGCAGGUUGAGCCAGUGAGUGACACGCUGGGCGGAGACGACGACGUCAGCGACUCCGACGACGAGCUGGAUGCCGCCGCUGUGAGCAAACUUCAGUAUUUCAAGAUCGAUAGUGAUGAUACCACGGAAAAUGGCGCCGCACUGAUUGACGAGGAUACACUUGUCGAUCAGGACGCGGAUCAGGAUAUCACUUUGGUCACGUGCGGCAAGACCAAGGCCCGCAGGCGUAGGGCGUGCAAGGACUGUACCUGUGGCAUGAAGGAGAUGGAAGAGCAAGAAAUAGACGCUGCGCGGGCUGCACAGCUCAAAGUGCUGGCCAAACCGGUCGCUUUCUCUGCCGACGAGCUUACUGAGAUUGAUUUCACGGUCCAGGGCAAGAAAGUCGGCGGGUGUGGGUCUUGCGCUCUUGGCGACGCGUUCAGGUGCUCCGGGUGUCCCUACUUGGGGCUCCCGGCGUUCAAGCCGGGCCAGCAGAUCAGCGUCGCCGGCGUAGCCGACGACUUGUGA
Molecule: messenger RNA, 996 nt
Organism: Lachancea mirantina
Lineage: Eukaryota; Fungi; Ascomycota; Saccharomycetes; Saccharomycetales; Saccharomycetaceae
Source: the annotation of a GenBank genome assembly